This is a messenger RNA of Aureobasidium namibiae CBS 147.97, 1269 nucleotides long. Its product is annotated as FMN-dependent alpha-hydroxy acid dehydrogenase. Gene Ontology annotation, molecular function: FMN binding; oxidoreductase activity. The record is from RefSeq and is a predicted model, not a curated record. The transcript has 5 exons. Lineage: Eukaryota; Fungi; Ascomycota; Dothideomycetes; Dothideales; Saccotheciaceae. Bases 1 to 1269 code for a protein of 422 amino acids.
AUGGAUGUCAAGAACCCCAACAAGGAGCACAGGACCACUCCUGAGUACGCAGAGUACCAGAGAGAUAACUUUUGGGCCGAUAACGAAGGAAAGACGCCUCCUUUUAACACACACCCCGACAAGCUCGAGGAGAGAGCAAAAGAGAAGCUUUCAGAAGGUGGCUGGUACUAUGCCUCCUCCAACGCCGGCUAUUCCACAACACAUCUCGCCAACCGCCAGGCCUUCUACCGCCAUCGCAUCAUCCCUCGCAUGCUAGUCGACACAAACAAGCGUGACACCUCCUGGGAGAUCUGGGGCCACAAGACUAGCGCACCCAUCGGGUUCUCUCCUAUUGGAAUCAACAAGAUCUACAAUCCUCUGGGAGAACUCCCCGUGGCAAAGGUUGCCAAAGAACUCAACUUGCCAUACUGUCUGAGUACUGCUGGGUCGCAGCCAAUUGAGGAUGUUGGUGCUGCCAAUGGAGAGGGCCCUCGCUUUUUCCAGUUGUACAUGCCGCAUGAUGAUGAGUUGACGGUUUCGCUCUUGCGCAGAGCAAUCGAUUCGGGCUUCACUGCCUGUAUCUUGACUGUUGACACAUGGCAACUCGGCUGGAGACACGACGACGUCGCACACAGCAACUACGCCUUCUACCACGGCAUCGGAGCCGAUCUGGGAUUGUCCGACCCAGUCUUCCAGAAGAGACUUGCAGAAGACGGAAUUGACCCCGUAAAGGAACCCAACAAAGCUGGUGCCAAAUGGAUAGACAAUGUUUGGCAUGGAAGAGCCCAUACCUGGGACAAGAUGCCUUGGCUCAUCAAGACGUGGAAGGAGAUGAGUGGCGGCAAGCCUUUUGCCAUCAAGGGCAUUCAAAGUGUUGCCGAUGCUAGAAAGUGUGUUGAGAUUGGUUGCGAUGGCAUCGUUGUCAGUAACCAUGCUGGAAGACAAGUCGAUGGCGCUACGGCGAGUCUCGAUGCUCUGGAACAGAUCGUUGAUGCCGUCGGCGACAAGAUCUACAUCAUGUUCGACUCUGGUGUCCGCGGCGCCUCCGACGUCUUCAAAGCUCUCGCACUGGGAGCCAAGUUUGUCUUCGUCGGCAGACUAUGGGUCUGGGGCCUGAGCAUCAUGGGCGAACACGGCGUCAGGCACGUCAUGAAGUCGCUCUUGGCUGACUUUGAUAUCCUUCUGAAUGUUGCUGGCUUCCAGAAUGUCGAACAGAUUGUUGGUAAUCGCGAGGCACUGGAAUCUUUGCCAAAGGCCUACACCCUUAUUCAGGAGAGAGCAAAGCUCUGA